Messenger RNA from Balaenoptera acutorostrata (minke whale), 4033 nucleotides. It is a transcript of the gene EPHA5, whose product is annotated as EPH receptor A5. The transcript is spliced from 18 exons. Gene Ontology annotation, cellular component: neuron projection; plasma membrane. Gene Ontology annotation, biological process: cell surface receptor protein tyrosine kinase signaling pathway; protein phosphorylation; axon guidance. Gene Ontology annotation, molecular function: transmembrane-ephrin receptor activity; ATP binding; protein binding. The record is from RefSeq and is a predicted model, not a curated record. Lineage: Eukaryota; Metazoa; Chordata; Mammalia; Artiodactyla; Balaenopteridae. The coding region runs from base 744 to 3857 and encodes 1037 amino acids.
CGUGGCGGUGCAGUUCCGAGCUCGCCUGCCCAGCGGCGCACACACCGCCUCCUCCCCGAGCACCGGGAACCGCCGAAGCUCCGGGCCGCCGCCGCCGCCGCCGCCGCCGCCGCCGCCGCAGGGCUCCGCGCUCUUGCCCGCUAGCCGCCGUCAGUCCUUCCCUCGUCAGAGCUCAGCCCGCAACUAUUUCCCUCUGCCGGCCUCUUUGAACUCUGGGUCUUUUCCUCCGCUCCCGUCUCUCGUAUUUUUCCCACCCUAUAUUUUCCCAACUCCUCUUCCUUUCUCCUUAGCCACCCUGCUUUUUUCUCCUCUUUUUAUUGAGGAUUUCUUCUUAAGAUGCCUUGUCUUCCUUACCUUCGUCCAUUUCAGCCCUGAAGACUGAAAAGGAGGCUUUAUCUCUCCCCCAGUGGCAUUUAAAAGACCCCAAUCCUUAAAAGUCUAAAGAGGUAAAGAACAGGACGCGGAACCUUCUCGACACCCUUGAGUCCGGUCCCGAACUGCACUAUCCACCGUUACUAGUAUUUCAUUUAACCCCGGUGUAGAGGAGGGAGUAGGGAGCCGGGAGCAAACUUCAGCCGUCUCAGAGGAUCCCUGGUUCCCGCAUUUGGACGAGCCGCGAGCCAGAAGGCGAAGGAGCCCACGGGGAACGAGGAGGAAGCGCGAGCCUCUCUCGCCCCCUCCGCGAGGCGGGAGCCGUGGACUGAGCGGCGCGGGACAGCGGCGGCGGAGGCGGCGAAGAGAAGAUGAGGGGCUCGGGGCCCCGGGGUGCGGGACGCCGGCGGCCCCCGGGCGGCGGCGGCGACCUACCCAGCACCCCCGCGUCUCUGGCCGGCUGCUACUCCGCACCUCGCAGAGCCCCCCUCUGGACUUGCCUUCUCCUGUGCGCCGCGCUCCGGACCCUCCUGGCCAGCCCCAGCAACGAAGUGAAUUUGUUGGAUUCACGGACUGUCAUGGGGGACUUGGGAUGGAUUGCUUUUCCAAAAAAUGGGUGGGAAGAGAUUGGUGAAGUUGAUGAAAAUUAUGCCCCUAUCCACACAUACCAAGUAUGCAAAGUUAUGGAACAGAAUCAAAAUAACUGGCUUUUGACCAGUUGGAUCUCCAACGAAGGUGCUUCCAGAAUCUUCAUAGAACUCAAGUUUACUCUGCGGGACUGCAACAGUCUUCCUGGAGGGCUGGGGACCUGUAAGGAAACUUUUAACAUGUAUUACUUUGAGUCAGAUGAGAAUGGGAGAAACAUCAAGGAAAACCAGUACAUCAAAAUUGAUACCAUUGCUGCUGAUGAAAGCUUUACAGAACUUGAUCUUGGUGACCGUGUCAUGAAACUGAAUACAGAGGUCAGAGAUGUAGGACCUCUAAGCAAAAAGGGAUUUUAUCUCGCUUUUCAAGAUGUGGGUGCUUGCAUUGCUCUCGUUUCCGUUCGUGUAUACUAUAAAAAAUGCCCUUCUGUGGUACGACACUUGGCUGUCUUCCCUGACACAAUCACUGGAGCUGAUUCUUCACAGUUGCUUGAAGUGUCGGGCUCCUGUGUCAACCAUUCUGUGACAGAUGAACCACCCAAAAUGCACUGCAGCGCUGAAGGGGAGUGGCUUGUGCCCAUCGGGAAAUGCAUGUGCAAGGCAGGAUAUGAAGAGAAAAACGGCACCUGUCAAGUGUGCAGACCUGGGUUCUUCAAAGCCUCACCUCACAGCCAGAGCUGCAGCAAAUGUCCACCUCACAGUUAUACCCAUGAGGAAGCUUCAACCUCUUGUGUCUGUGAAAAGGAUUAUUUCAGGAGGGAGUCUGAUCCACCCACAAUGGCAUGCACAAGACCCCCCUCAGCUCCUCGGAAUGCCAUCUCAAAUGUUAAUGAAACUAGUGUCUUUCUGGAAUGGAUUCCUCCUGCUGACACUGGUGGAAGGACAGAUGUGUCAUAUUAUAUUGCAUGCAAGAAGUGCAACUCACAUGCAGGUGUGUGUGACGAGUGUGGCGGUCAUGUCAGGUACCUCCCCCAGCAAAUCGGCCUGAAAAACACCUCUGUCAUGAUGGUGGAUCUGCUUGCUCACACAAACUAUACCUUUGAGAUUGAGGCAGUGAAUGGAGUGUCCGACUUGAGCCCAGGAGCCCGGCAGUAUGUGUCUGUAAAUGUAACCACAAAUCAAGCAGCUCCCUCUCCAGUCACCAAUGUGAAAAAGGGGAAAAUUGCAAAAAACAGCAUCUCUUUGUCUUGGCAAGAGCCAGAUCGCCCCAAUGGAAUCAUCCUGGAGUAUGAAAUCAAAUAUUUUGAAAAGGACCAAGAGACCAGCUAUACAAUUAUCAAAUCUAAAGAGACAACUAUAACUGCAGAGGGCUUGAAACCAGCUUCAGUAUAUGUCUUCCAAAUUCGAGCACGCACAGCAGCAGGCUAUGGUGUCUUCAGUCGAAGAUUUGAGUUUGAAACCGUCCCAGUGUCAGUUGCAGCAUCCAGCGAUCAAAGCCAGAUUCCUAUAAUUGCUGUGUCUGUGACAGUGGGAGUCAUUUUGUUGGCAGUGGUUAUCGGCUUCCUCCUCAGUGGAAGUUGCUGCGAUUGUGGCUGUGGAAGGGCUUCUUCCCUGUGCGCUGUUGCCCAUCCAAGCCUAAUAUGGCGGUGUGGUUACAGCAAAGCAAAACAAGAUCCAGAAGAGGAAAAGAUGCAUUUUCAUAAUGGGCACAUUAAACUGCCAGGAGUAAGAACUUAUAUUGAUCCACACACCUAUGAGGAUCCCAAUCAAGCUGUCCAUGAAUUCGCCAAGGAGAUAGAAGCUUCAUGCAUCACCAUUGAAAGAGUUAUUGGAGCGGGUGAAUUUGGUGAAGUUUGUAGUGGACGUUUGAAACUUCCAGGAAAAAGAGAAUUACCUGUGGCAAUUAAAACCCUUAAAGUAGGCUAUACUGAAAAGCAACGCAGAGAUUUCCUGGGUGAAGCAAGUAUCAUGGGGCAGUUUGACCAUCCUAACAUCAUUCACUUAGAAGGUGUUGUGACCAAAAGUAAACCAGUGAUGAUAGUGACAGAGUAUAUGGAAAAUGGCUCUUUAGAUACAUUUUUAAAGAAAAAUGACGGGCAGUUCACUGUGAUCCAGCUGGUUGGUAUGCUGAGAGGCAUUGCUGCAGGAAUGAAGUACCUUUCUGACAUGGGCUAUGUGCAUAGAGACCUUGCUGCCAGAAACAUCUUAAUCAAUAGUAACCUUGUGUGCAAAGUGUCUGACUUUGGGCUUUCCAGGAUACUGGAAGAUGAUCCUGAGGCAGCCUACACCACUAGGGGAGGCAAAAUUCCAAUCAGAUGGACUGCCCCAGAAGCUAUAGCUUUCCGAAAGUUUACCUCUGCCAGUGAUGUCUGGAGCUAUGGGAUCGUGAUGUGGGAGGUUGUGUCUUACGGAGAGAGACCCUACUGGGAGAUGACCAACCAAGAUGUGAUUAAAGCUGUAGAGGAAGGCUACCGUCUGCCAAGCCCCAUGGACUGUCCUGCUGCUCUCUACCAAUUAAUGCUGGAUUGCUGGCAGAAAGACCGAAAUAGCAGGCCCAAGUUUGAUGAAAUCGUCAAUAUGUUGGACAAGCUGAUCCGUAACCCAAGUAGCUUGAAGACGCUGGUUAAUGCAUCGAGCAGAGUACCUAAUUUGUUGGCAGAACAUGGCUCACUGGGGUCUGGGGCCUACAGAUCAGUAGGUGAAUGGCUAGAAGCAAUCAAAAUGGGCCGAUAUACAGAGAUUUUCAUGGAAAAUGGAUACAGUUCAAUGGACGCUGUGGCUCAGGUGACCUUGGAGGAUUUGAGACGGCUUGGAGUGACUCUUGUUGGUCACCAGAAGAAGAUUAUGAACAGCCUUCAAGAAAUGAAGGUGCAGCUGGUCAACGGGUUGGUACCAUUGUAACUUCAGUUAAUUGUCACUUCGUCAAGUGAAUGAUUCUGCACUUUGUAAACAAGCCCUGAGAUUUAGUUUAACAAAUAAGAGGGGGUAAAAGGGAAAACUCAGUGAUUUCUAAACCUUAAGAAAGCGUUUGUUUCAGCCACAGAAUUUGCGAUCAGUGUUUUACUAAAAUCUCUUUA